AUGACUAAACUCACAAACUCUAAACCACGAUUGCCAUUGAAUUUAGAGCCUGUCGUGUCCACUCCCUUCACGCGUUGUCUGCUGCAGAUGAUAUUCCUUAUAAGGAAAGUGUGUGCUUUUACUUUUAUGGUUUCGGAAACUAAUGAUGUCAUAGGUUUGCAUGCAUCAGGGGGCAGCCAGGUGAGCAUUGCUGAUGAACGGCGAAAAGGCGACCAGUUCCCCCUGCGUGCGCGUUCCCGUCUUGUUCCUGCACAGAAAACCGGAAGUGACGAACCGGAAGUCAGUACGGCGCGCAGAACACAGAGGAGAAGCCAGGAGGUAAGGUCGUGCCUUACUGAGUCCACGAGCGAGGAGGGAGAAACGCUAGCGAUAAACAACAAGGAGAUUAUGGCACCAAAGAAACUAAUUCUAUUGAAUGAAAAGGAACCUGAAGCACAAAGAACUAACAUGCAAUCCCAUGGGCAAGGUGAUCCGACAUGUUUUGGCAAUGAGCCAGUGCGAGACACACCAAGUGUGCGCGACACACCAAGUGUGCGCGACAGACCAAGUGGACAUCAACAUCAAACAGCAGAUAAUCGAAUUGGGACAACUGAGUGGUGUAGGUGUGGCAAUUGUGUGCCCAUGAAAACUGUGGAGGAAUCCUCUUGUUGCAUGGAAGUAUCAUCUGUGGAAAAGAAAUAUCUACAACAUGGGUGCAUCUGCCAUAGCAGGAAAUUUUACCUGAGGUGUUUACGUAAAUCCCACCUGGAAUACUUGCAAAUAUUUUGGAACAUGCAACGCCCCACAGGUGGAAUAAGCAGCCACAACAGAAAAUUACGACAGACUUCCUAUCGGUCAUUCAUCGCCUGGAUUUAUGGCUUCUUAGGGCCCAAGAAACGUGUGCCUAUUCCAGCCUGUGUCGUUCAAAAAGUCCGCAGCACUUAUCCAGACCCCAAAGGCCGGUACAGAGGAUUUCUACAGGCAUUUGACUAUAAUGCUUUUGAUAUGGCUCUGGACUGAUGACUUUUGUGAUUGUUUAUUUGUCAUUGAUGUUUGAAUUUGUAUUAUUUAUUAUUC
This is a messenger RNA of Xenopus laevis (African clawed frog), 1056 nucleotides long. RefSeq lists its product as uncharacterized. The transcript has 6 exons. The record is from RefSeq and is a predicted model, not a curated record. Bases 1 to 999 code for a protein of 332 amino acids. Lineage: Eukaryota; Metazoa; Chordata; Amphibia; Anura; Pipidae.